Peronospora farinosa is the source of this 729-nucleotide messenger RNA. The record is from the annotation of a GenBank genome assembly. Lineage: Eukaryota; Oomycota; Peronosporomycetes; Peronosporales; Peronosporaceae.
AUGGCCGAGUUGUAUGCGGAGGUAGCGGACGAGGAGCAGCGACUGGCUCGUGGGCCAUCGCAGCGUCAAUAUUGGGACCGCAAGACGUUCUCAUCCUUUGCUGAACAACAACGUGCCAUGGAUCGUUCUACUACUUUGUACGUGGGAAACUUGUCCUUUUUCACGUCCGAGUCGCAGAUAUACGAGUUGUUUAGCCGUGUGGGCCACGUCCAGCGCGUCAUCAUGGGACUUGACCGCUUUAAGAAAACCCCAUGUGGAUUUUGUUUUGUCGAGUACAGUAUGCACCCUGAAGCCGAAGCAUGUGCACAGUUUCUAAGUGAAACGAAACUGGACAAUCGUGUCGUACGCUGCGAGAUGGACGGAGGUUUUCGAGAGGGUCGCCAAUUUGGUCGUGGCUUAUCAGGAGGUCAAGUGAGAGAUGACAGACGCUCAAAGGAUGACUAUGAUGCUGGAAGAGGAGGUUAUGGACGCGGAGACGAUGCUACAGCUGAUGGACACCACUUUCGUCGCUCGACGCAGGUGAAGAGACCACGGGACGAGAGUCUGGCAGCAAAUGAACCACCGAUUCAUCGUCUGAGACGUUCAGUAUCUCCGAGAGAAGAGAAUAAGGAGGAAGAGAACCCGAGGUUCCGUCAUCGUGAAGAUGACGUAGACAGAGACGAGGAGGUGGUUGAGGAGAAACAGGAGACGGAAGUUGUGGAGAAGCUAGAAGAGACGAUGGAAGCUUAA